AAUAGAGAGAUAUUGUGACCUUUCGACAAGGAAGCGCUCGACAUUCGAACUCUGUGAAAAGUCUGUUCCUGGGUGUAUCGAUUGGGGCUGUUCCACGUACGUCAUUGACAAUAGUGAGAUGUAUCAACGACCGCAACCCAUAACAAUAAGUAUGCACGGAAAUGCAAUUUCUAGCCCUCCUCACCACGGAAAAGUGCACCCUCAAACUUCCCCUCAUCCAAUCUUGGCAACUCCACACUCACACUCAUGAUCCCAACCCAUCCAUGCUCACCUUGUUUUCUUACCCCACGGGGAAACCAGUGGAGCAAACGAACCCCGAGCUUCCAACGGCCGAAGAUCUUAGCCAUUCACGUAGGAGGAUGUUUUCCAUCGUCAUUCUGUAAGAUAAAAGGCCGCAAAGCCCCCGUGUUGAGAAGAGGGGGACAGAGACUUUCGCAGUAUCUACU
Molecule: messenger RNA, 446 nt
Organism: Fusarium redolens
Lineage: Eukaryota; Fungi; Ascomycota; Sordariomycetes; Hypocreales; Nectriaceae
Exons: 1
Coding region: 162-383 (73 amino acids)
Source: RefSeq, a predicted model, not a curated record